AUGGAUAAAAAAAUCGAAAUUAAAGGUGAUCAAAUACAACAAGUUCAGAAACUUACAGUAGAAACAGAGUGUUUGGAGAAUGAAUUAAUGAAUAUUAAGUCUUCUAGGACUCGUGCAAACCAAGUUAUUCAAGAAUUUAAGAAACAAUUGCAAUCUGUUGCUUUAGACGUUGAUAGAAAGAAGGAAUCACAAAACGACAGAAUUAAAUAUCUUAAUCAUGCAAUUGAAACAGCAGAAAAAGAAAAAGAGCGAUUAAAUUCGAAAUUGAGACAACUUGAAAUAGAAGUUGAGUCUCAAAAAGAAAAAUAUGAGUCUCAAGUCGAAGCAAUGCAAUACCAAGCUCAUGAAAUCGAAACAAAUUUGAAAUCAAAGAUCCAAGUCGCUUUACACCAGCUUCGUGGUUUACGAGAGUUCCAAGAGCAUAAGCACCAAAUGGAUGAACAGAUGCGUAAUAUUUCACAACUUAUUUCGAAAGAAAGAAAAGAAAGAUUAGCAGAACAAUCUGCCAUUCAUAAGAAGCUUCAAGCGCAAAGAGAAUACUAUGAGAAACAGCUCUCUCAUGAUUUAGCAGAAGCUGACUCAUUUGCAACAGAGUUUCAAGAUUUACACCUUGAUUUGGCCACAACAAAGAUUCUACACGAGACAGAAGCUAAAAGAGAAGCUCUGAAGGCUGAUAACAAUAAUACACUUGAAGUCAUUAAGAAAAACGAUCAACUUCGCCAUCAAUUACAAGAUCUUGAACAACAAAGGCGUCUUCUAACAGAUACAGAAAAGAACUUAACAACACAGGCCGUAGAUUUCAAAUCAAAACUCAAUGAUACAGCUAAAAAGGUGGAAGAAGCCAUAGAAACAUCAAAUCAAAAAUUAGAUGCUUUGAGGAACAGAAUGAACAAUAAAAUUGCAGAACUAAAUGAGCGCUUAACAAAUGCUCAGCAAGAAAACGAUAAUCUUAAGCGCCAAGUGUCAUUACAAGAAAAAAGUUUGAAGCAUGCGGAAUUUAUUCGCGAUGAAAAACUUAGAAAGCAACAAGAACUUAUGUACGUAAUGAACGAAGCCGCAAUAUUCAUCUUAACAAGCCUAGAAUUGCAAGAAAAAGGCCCUACAAAAGAUGAACUCUCACAACACUCUUCCGGCUUAAAUGCUGUAAUCAGAAAACUGGCAAACAUUUCCCAGGAUAUGUCUGGUAUAGAGAAAAAGUCUGUAAAAUCAGAUAAAGACGAGAAAGCUGAUAAAAAGAUGUUAUCAAGACAAAAAACAUCAAAUACUGCUUCGGCGUCCGAGAGCCAGAGAACUUAUGGCCAAAAAGACAGCUCAACCCAAAAAUUCGUGAAAACUCAGAAGAAGUAA
This is a messenger RNA of Trichomonas vaginalis G3, 1347 nucleotides long. RefSeq lists its product as uncharacterized. Lineage: Eukaryota; Parabasalia; Trichomonadida; Trichomonadidae. Gene Ontology annotation, molecular function: microtubule binding. The transcript has a single exon. The coding region runs from base 1 to 1347 and encodes 448 amino acids. The record is from RefSeq and is a predicted model, not a curated record. Gene Ontology annotation, cellular component: ciliary basal body; cilium.